AGAAAAAUCCAGAAGGGCUGCAUAACCGAGAAGGAUGUCUGGUGCAAGGCUGCUGCUGUUCAUACAGAGCCUUACUCGCAGGAAGCCUCUCGAGCCUGAGGGGGAGGUUUCCAACUUCAAACGAUGCCUGACCACCUUGGACCUGGUGGCCCUGGGCGUUGGCAGCACACUGGGCGCAGGCGUCUACGUGCUGUCAGGAGAGGUGGCCAGGGCGGUGGCCGGGCCCAGCAUCAUCCUCUCCUUCCUCGUGGCAGCGAUAGCCUCUGUCUUUGCGGGGUUGUGCUAUGCCGAGUUUGGCGCUCGCGUCCCUAAGACUGGCUCUGCCUACCUCUACAGCUACGUGACGGUGGGAGAGGUGUGGGCUUUCAUUACUGGUUGGAACCUACUACUGUCCUAUGUCAUAGGUACCUCAAGUGUCGCCAGAGCAUGGAGUGGAACCUUCGAUGACCUCAUUGGAAAUGUCAUUGCGAACUAUUUGGGCAAACAUGCAGCUAUGGACUUACCUGGUCUGGCUCCCUACCCAGACUUCUUUGCUGCUGGUCUCAUAAUGUUGUUAGCAGGAAUCCUUGCAUUUGGAGUGAAAGAAUCAGCUAUUGUAAAUAAGGUUUUCACUGCAAUCAACACAGUGGUGUUGGUUUUCGUUAUAAUCUCUGGUUUCAUAAAAGGGGAUUCAGACAACUGGUACAUUAGUGAAGAAACUAUCCUGAAUGGAACAAUGUAUGCAGAGAACCAUACAUCUAUACUGAAUGAAACCACAAACUAUGGCGUUGGUGGAUUCUUCCCUUUUGGCUUUGAGGGAACACUAGCAGGAGCCGCCACCUGCUUCUAUGCUUUUGUCGGAUUUGACUGCAUUGCCACAACAGGGGAAGAGGUGAAGAACCCUCAAAAAUCGAUACCUCUGGGAAUCGUGGCUUCGCUGCUCAUCUGCUUCCUGGCUUACUUUGGCGUGUCAGCAGCCUUGACCCUCAUGAUGCCUUAUUACAUGCUCAGUGUCAAUAGCCCGUUACCUGUGGCCUUUACAUACAUUGGCUGGGGCCCGGCAAAGUAUGCUGUGGCUGUGGGCUCACUCUGUGCUCUUUCAACAAGUCUUCUAGGAUCCAUGUUCCCCAUGCCACGGGUCCUUUUUGCCAUGGCCAGAGAUGGGCUGCUCUUCAAACCUCUCAGUAAUAUGAGUGACAGACAGAGUCCGGUCAUAGCCACGCUAUCCUCCGGCGCUGUGGCAGCUAUUAUGGCUCUAUUAUUUGACCUAAAGGCACUGGUGGACAUGAUGUCAAUUGGAACUCUAUUUGCCUACACUUUGGUCGCAAUAUGUAUUCUAAUACUCAGGUAUCGAGCUGAUGAAGGUGACGAUGCAAGUUACGACGACAGACCGGAAUCUUUUUCACUAACAGGACUCCUGAGUCCUCCAUCUCAUCCCACUGCUCGAACAUCUACAAAUGUGUCCACGUUCACCGUCUUUAUUAUCUUUUUAGCUAUUUUCUUGAGUGUGAUCAUGACCAAGGCUACUGAUUCCCUGCUGAGCCAGGAGUGGUGGAGCCUUCUGUGUGUCUCUGUGAUCCUGUUACUAGUGGCCCUCACUGUCAUCGUCAUCUGGAGACAUCCGCAGAGUACAGCUAAGGCUGCCUUCAUGGUUCCUUUCCUACCCAUACUGCCUAUUUUGAGUACUCUUAUCAACAUUUACCUCAUGGUUCAACUAGGAGCCGACACUUGGAUUCGCUAUGCCGUUUGGAUGGCAGUUGGGUUACUCAUCUAUUUCUGCUAUGGAGUUCAUCACAGUGUGCAGAAGCAAAGGCUACAAAACGCACACAACCAAAUCAACAUACAAAACAUGCAAAAUACAAAUAUGGACCGCAACUUUGUGACUGAGGAUUACUGUGGCCCUGAAAACUGACACACCAUUUGAAUGGAAAUGAAACGGGCCUACACAUUCAUGGAUUCUGUACUAAGUACAUUUAUAUUAUAU
Molecule: messenger RNA, 1963 nt
Organism: Osmerus eperlanus (European smelt)
Lineage: Eukaryota; Metazoa; Chordata; Actinopteri; Osmeriformes; Osmeridae
Product: cationic amino acid transporter 2 family protein
Exons: 12
Coding region: 35-1891 (618 amino acids)
Biological process (GO): L-arginine import across plasma membrane; L-ornithine transmembrane transport
Cellular component (GO): plasma membrane
Molecular function (GO): L-ornithine transmembrane transporter activity; L-arginine transmembrane transporter activity; L-lysine transmembrane transporter activity
Source: RefSeq, a predicted model, not a curated record